AAAUAAAAGUACAUUAUACAAACGCUAAUUAUCGAAAGAGAAAAAGAACCCUAGAAUCGUGCUAGUACUCUUUCCUCUCUAGAUUUCUCGAAGCUCAGCCCUUUUCUUCGUCGCGAGGUUUUUCGUCCAGCUUCUACUUCUCCAUCAAGGAAUAUCCUCUUUAGCUGCCUUAGUGAACAUCCUUGUUGAGGUUCAAUAUGGAUUUGGAGACGGAAAACAGAAUAGCUGCCAUUCUCUUAAAGCAGGCUGCAGAAUUGCGCCGUGAGGCUCAGAAGGAAGGUGCACUUGCUUAUCUUCGUGAGCCCACAGUUAGGUGCAGGCCAAAUUCUCGUUUCUUGACUGCAACUGUUCGUGGAGUACAACAAGCUAAUCGUGUAGUUGAAGUUAAUGAGAUGUGGCGACUAAGAGAUAAGCAGCUCGAACUGGACAACAAGCUUAGAGGAAUCAGAAGUGAGAGCAAUAGUGGAAGGGGUCACAAGGACAUUCGUGAGUCUCGCACUUGUACAAGUAGAGCCAGCGAUGAAGUGGAUAACAGUGCAAAUUCUUCUCGCUCUUCAAAGAAAAGAGACCGUUUGGAUCCAUUGGAGGAUGAAGGUCUUAAGGAUGCUGAAAUUGACCAAUUUUUACACUCCAGAAUCAAGCGAGGCAGGGGUUCAGUUGGGUCGAGGAUGGAUGAAACCGGCCCUUACCUCCCCCUUAGCCCAGAUUCUAAAAACAAGUUCGAUAGCGAUAAUGAGACGAUUCCAUACAAAGCAAGAGUCGCACUUGGCCCAGAGAAGCCUUAUUCCCUGAAAUCCAGUGAAUUGUCUUCGGAUGAUGAGCCACAUCCACACAAGAACAAGAAAGCCUCGAGCAAACGCCAUUCGAGGAAACACAAAUCGAAGGAGGCGUCGAAAGACAAGAAGAAAAAGAAGAGAAAGGAAAAGAGAAGUAAACAUCACAAGUGAUCAUGUAACAGUUUUCAAAUGGAAAUCAGAUUAUUCAUCUAUUUAUCUAUCUUUAUAUGGUUGCCAUUUGUUGUAUGUACAUUAAUUUAAAUCUUUGUUAAUCUGACUUCCGCCAUUGAUGAAA
Messenger RNA from Salvia hispanica, 1071 nucleotides. Its product is annotated as G patch domain protein. Lineage: Eukaryota; Viridiplantae; Streptophyta; Magnoliopsida; Lamiales; Lamiaceae. The record is from RefSeq and is a predicted model, not a curated record.